GACGGGGCACGAUGGUUAGUUGUCCUGGGCAGCCAGCGAAGGGAGGGCACGCGUUCCCCGGUGCCUCUACACCCUCCUUGCCAUCUGCUGCUGUACCGGUCCUUCGACAGUUCUUCCUGCUAGCUCACAGGUUCUACGACUUCCCACCACCUGCUAGCUCACAGGUUCUACGACUUGCCUCCACCUGCUAGCUCACAGGUUCUACGACUUGCCUCCACCUGCUAGCUCACAGGUUCUACGACUUCCCACCACCUGCUAGCUCAUAGGUUCUACGACUAGAACCAUUAUUUACGACACUAGCAGCUACUAAAACCCAAUACUGCUGACGACUCAAGAUCUGAACAGCCUCUCUCUGCCCUUUGGACAUCUAAAGAUAUAAAUGUAUUCAUUGUAAUUAGACGAAUACUUCUGGAAUCUGUCACUCAUUGGAUUUAACAUUGAAUGUCUACUGAGAGUAACUCAUAACUAAAUAAAUCCUGAAAAUAAUAAUAAACAAAAUUCCACAACUAUAACGUCCGAGGAAGCCAUAUUCUCUACAUUCUUUUGAUAGUACGAGGUUUUAAGUGAAUAAGUUAAAAUGUAAAUAUUUGUAGUGAAUGUAAAGAAGAGUUGGUGAAACAUGCCACACGAUGCAGUGUUAGUGGAAGUUUCAUAAAAUACAGCGCUUGUAGAAGAACUAAAGCCAUUUUUACCAACUGGUGUUAAUUUGCAUUAAUACCUGCUGAAAUCAGCUGCUUGUAGGUAUCGGGUAAAUCAAUAAAGUGUACAGAAGACCUGACGAUACCAUCUCACGCUCCCUUGCUAGCAGCCACACAGAGAGAGAGAGAACCUAGUAACUUCCCUGGACGAUGCUGUCGUCUGAACACACACUUAGCAGCAGCUCUAAGGAUGGAUAUGGGCGUUCUUCCACCCACGUGUGUGGCACACUGUGGUACCUUUGAUAUAUUCUGUGCAUUUAACCUCAGUGAGAAAGUCUGACGUGUUCUACAGUUUUAAAUUGCGAGAUUGAUUUAAAUUGAACAAAAUAAAAACUCUCAUCAUUAAGGCUUUAUUAAGAACAAAUAUUAUAUACAUGGCACAAUCGUUAGAAAAUGUACUGAAUAUGUUAAAUUUGUCCAUGUAAUCUGUAUUGAUCUACGAGUGUGAGGAAGAUAAUUUGAGUGAUGCUUACAAGUGCUUGUUGUUUUACUGGGAAAACGACCGUAACUCUUCUGACUGAUACAAAUAAUACUUAGCAUGAAGUGGUCACUAAUAGUAUAUAUAUAUAUAUUGAUCAGUAAGUAUACACGUUGGUUGCUUGCUGAGUAGUUGUACUAGUCAGUCUGCCUGUAGAGCAUCAACAUCAACCCGUGACGGGCAAAAGCGUCGAGUCCGUGUCCACAGGUGGUAACUGUGCAAGUCGUCAACUUUAGAGGGGGACAAGAGCGCCUACAGUGAAGCGAGGAUCACCGCUAACAGGAAGGAAAGUGGCCUGCUCUCUCGCCUGGAGGCUAGCAACGUUAAGGUACCGAGGGCCUGCAGUGAAGCCGGGUAAGGAUCACCGCCGUCAGGAGGCUUUGCUGGGUGUGAUGCCUGAGGGGCGAGGAGCAGGGGGUUGUGGUGGGAGCGGCCCGAACCAGCACCUUCUAAUACUCCUCCUCAUCAUGGUUCCUCUACCCUCCCUCACCUUGAGUGCGUCGCGGGGCGGCGCUGGGCCGACGGAGGGGCUGCUGGAGCUGAGUCAGGCUGUGACGCAGCUGACGCAAAGGUUCGCCACCUUGGAGGUCAGCCUCGAGUCUCGCCUGGUCCGUCUUGCAGACACCGCCGCCAGGGGGGAGGCGCUGAUCGAGACGCUGGCCUCACGCCUCAACAAGGUGGACUCCCUGGUGGUGAAGGUGGACGCCUUGGACUCCCGCCUGACCCUGGAGACCUCGUCCCUCAAGACCACCAUCAGGUCCACCAACAGGGACCUUCAGGGCAUGGCGACACAGCUGGAGCGGUUAGACUCCCGCGUGGAAACAGGAGACAAGUCGAGGCACGACACAAGGUCCAGCUGGAGUACGAGGGCCACCGACAGUGACCUCUCAGCCACGAUAACGAGGAGUGUGGGUGAGCACGUGGAACGCACUCUACCCCGUCUGCUGGACCACACUCUCAACACACUCCAAGACGCUCUCUACAAGAAAAUCAACAAGGUGGUCAGAGAACUACAGGAGGAGAUGAGGGAGACCCGGGAGGAGCUGGAGGACCUGGGUACGCAGACGCUGACGGCGACGGCGGAGGCCAGGGAGGACAUCAAGAAGGGCACCAAGACCGCCAACGACGCCCUCAUCGACGUCAAAAACAAAAUUCAUUCUGUACACCAGGACCUCUCGCUCAAGAUCACGUCGACGCCCUCCCUGGGGAGCCUCCGGCCGAUGCUACAGCAGGUGAACCACACUGUGGUGCAGAGCAUCGCCAGGGCCACCGCAGGCAUCAACCUUACUCUCCUGGAGGAGGCCGCCCGCAGGAGAGGCGGCGAGAGCGUUGGGGAGGUGUUUGGUCAGUCUCACUCCCUCCACUGUCCCGACCCGGCCACCGUCGCUGCUCUCCUCGAGGUGAAGCACCUCUUGCAGUCGCUGCUGAAGAAGAGCGAGGACCUCCGUCGUGGGUUGACCAAGCAGACCAGCGAGGGCGUCGACUUGCUCAAGCUGCUCCACCAGCGGUUCUCCGUGCUCCUGCGUCGGAUGAACACCGAGCCCGACCAUGGUCACAUCCUGGUGGCGGAGAUGCAGGACCUGGGCAGCCUGGUGGAGUCGUCCUACACCGCCGUCCUCGUCGCCCAGAACGCAUUCAUCGACUCCUGCAAACGCAUCCAGAGUGAAGAACCGACGCUCGAGCACAAGAUUACAGAGAUUCUCGACAAACUCGUCACUGACAUUGACCUGGGUCACCAGUUAAACCGGCAGCAGCUGUCGGAGCUGCGGGAGGUGGUGGAGAGACUGGGAGGUGGAGGCUCACCACUCACCAUCACCCCAACGGUGGAUGUGAUGGAGGGUGCGGUGCGGCGCGACCAGGAGUUCUCGGCAAAGACUCACACCAAUCUGGACGAGGUGCGGGAGGUCAUCCUUGAGGCGACAGAGGAAGCCAACAUAACGGUGUCGAGGCUGAAGAGCAUGGAACAGAGGCUGGAAGAGGUGUCUAGCGAACUCGUAAGUACCGACUGGAGCGAUUUAAGACAAAAGGAGCCAGCAGAUCAACUAGUCACUGCUGCUAAGGACCUGAAGGGCUUUGCUCAGGAGCAGAUCGUUCAGUCCUUCAACCUCUAUGAUGCGCUCAUGGCCGCCCUCGAGCAGAUGCCCAUCAACGGCUCGGUCAAACUUCAGGAUACCGCAGUAAAAUCCGCCCAACCACUCAAGCUGAUGAACGACGCUGACACCGCACUGACGCUGCCGCCGUCGUGCACAGCUGCGCUGCUGGAACAGGUGCGCAGCAUGCCGGGGCUCUCCGCUGCGCCCCACACAACACCUGCCUCCGUAGCAGAGAGCGACUCCGAAGACUACGUACCAGCGUGGUACACUGAUCCUGAUUUUCUCUCUGGCAAUUAUGGAACUCCAGACCGCGGCUUCCCGGUGUUCCGAGAGGAGGAAUGGGUGGAUAUGGAUGAAGACUUCGAGAGAGAUGGCAGUAACCAACGUCAAUCCCUCUCCUCCCCGCCCAUCACUUCCACAGCACCACCCACGACAGCGCCUCCGGCAGUAGUUAACAGGUAUUUCGGCGUAAAAAAAAGUACCAACCCUCCGCCGCUACAGCCCAAGCAAUCCAGUAGGAGAGGAGCUUUUCCAUAAUAAAGUUAGUUUAUUCAUAAGUGAUGUGUAUAUGAAUAUUAUCUAUUGAUUAUAGCAACUUUGAUGUGUGUAAACGUGUUUUAACAUUAGGGUAAAUAGUGUGAGAGCUUGAGAGCACCGUACAACACGUCUAUAAAAAGGAUUAAGUGAACAGUUUCUGAAUCAAUAUUAUAACUUAUUAAAAUUAUCAAAAUACAGAUUACAAACUACUAAAGUAAAUGUGCACGUUCCAUUAAGUAGAUGAUUGGCGAGUUAUUGCCAACACUGAGACAACAUAUAUGUACCCAAAAUUUAAUCCAAACGAUACGUAAUAUUAAAGUAAAUCGUGUUGAUGCUGAAGGAAGACUUUUUUAAAUAUAUCUUAAAUGUAUAAAAGC
Messenger RNA from Procambarus clarkii (red swamp crayfish), 4183 nucleotides. Lineage: Eukaryota; Metazoa; Arthropoda; Malacostraca; Decapoda; Cambaridae. The record is from RefSeq and is a predicted model, not a curated record.